Paramecium pentaurelia is the source of this 1364-nucleotide messenger RNA. Lineage: Eukaryota; Ciliophora; Oligohymenophorea; Peniculida; Parameciidae. The record is from the annotation of a GenBank genome assembly.
AUGAAUAGCAAUCAUAAUGAAUAACUUUGUCAAUUCGAACAAUAAAAACCUAAAUAUUAGCACUUUUACUUAGAACUCUAUAAACCUAAACUCUUCUAAAUUCAUGGGCCAAAAUUAAAAAAAAGUGAUACUCUCAAAUGUUAAUAAAAUUAAGGUGAAUAAUAAAAUGGCUAAGAUGACCCUAUCUAUUUAAAUAUUUAAGAUACUUAAUAAUAGGAAAUUAAAUUUGGAUUAAAAACAAUGGAGGAACAAUCAAUUUAAAAAAAAAUCAAAAUAAUCUAAAGAUUUUUGAAGAAUUAUAGCUUUAAUAAAAGAUUUCGAUUUAGACGUAAUGACUCAUCAGAAGAUUUAGAAUAUCUAGAUAUAAAUCAGGGUUCUACUUUUAUAUAAAAAGGUUUUAAGGAAUGCAAAAUCUGUCUAUCAUACAAAAGGAUGCAUUAGUUCUUGCCUUGCCUUCAUGAAUUUUGUAGACCAUGUGUAGCAGCUCAUCUUAAAGAGAAUAUAAUAAGAGGAAAUGUCUUAAUAAUAUAAUGUCCUCAAUUAUUCUGUUUUGAAUAAUUCGAGAGUCUCUAAAUAAAAAAUUUAGUUUCAUAUAGCUUAUAUGAAAAAUAUUAAAGAUUUCUAAAAAGAUAAUUAAUAAGUAAAGAUAAGAAUGUUAGAUGGUGUCCUCGAAUUGUAUAAUUUUUAUAUAUACUAUUAAGGAUUGUGAAAAUUAUGUAAUAGGUUAAGGUAACAAUUUACUGAUAUGUUCUUGUGGCUAGCAAAUAUGUUUUAAAUGCGGUAGUCAAUAUCACUAAGAAAUAUCUUGUGAUUAAGCUAUGGACUUCUAAUAUCUUUAAGCAAGGAAAAAACUUCAAGUUAAUGAUUGUCCUAAUUGCUCGGUUCCUAUAGAGAAGAAAGGAGGCUGCAAUCAUAUGACAUGUUACAAAUGUUAAUAUGAAUUUUGUUGGAUCUGUAGAGGCAAAUACUCAUCAACUCAUUAUGGUGUAUUUAAUAUAUUUGGAUGUGCAAGUAUUUCUAUUGAUUAUAUAUCUUUAGUCCCAGGAGGAUAAGUUUCUAAUAUUAAACCAUUAUAAAAUCCUAUGUUGAUUAGAGUUUUGAUGAUAAUUCCAAAACUCUUACUUACAAUUAUUGGACUGCUCAUAUUUCUACCUUUAUUUUUAAUCUACCUAAUUCUAUCAGCACCCUACAAAAUUUUAAAAAGAAUAUCAAAUUUCAGAAUGGGUAAUUAUCGGAAAUGUGCUUAGUUUGGAUUUUUCUAACUUCUCCUAUUUAGUGGAAUUAUAUUAUCACCCAUAACAAUAAUUUGUGCAAUUUUAAUCAGUCCUGUACUAUUGAUAAUUUAUAUUGUUGAAAGAUUCUGA